This is a messenger RNA of Glycine soja, 1299 nucleotides long. RefSeq lists its product as uncharacterized. The record is from RefSeq and is a predicted model, not a curated record. NCBI's taxonomy places the organism in Eukaryota, Viridiplantae, Streptophyta, Magnoliopsida, Fabales, Fabaceae. Gene Ontology annotation, biological process: DNA repair; DNA recombination; DNA replication. Gene Ontology annotation, molecular function: DNA binding. Gene Ontology annotation, cellular component: nucleus. The coding region runs from base 1 to 1299 and encodes 432 amino acids. The transcript is spliced from 12 exons.
AUGUGGCAUGUUAACAAGCACAAUGGUAGACAAGCCAUUGACAUGGUGUUGAUGGACCAUACGGGUGCAAAGAUUGGCGCCACUCUAUGGCAAGAAUUGUUCCCUGAAUUUGAGCCGAAUUUAUUCGUCAAAACUACGUUUGUCAAGGAGGUUGAACGUCCUAAGAUUCCUCCUAAUGUCCAUGUGAUUAUUGAAUUUGCUUAUAUUAUUACUGGCGUGGCACCGCGUGAUACGUUAGUUGAUGUUGUCAGUGUUAUUGUUGAAGUUAUUAAACGUAAAACAGUUAAUCCUGCAUACAGAGUUACAGUGAAGUUGAGAGAUAACAGUGAUGUUGAGAUCAUCAUGACUGUGUGGGAGGAAUAUGCUCUUCAGCUUGAUGAUGCUAUCGAAAAAAACCAUUUUGUUCAGAAGCCAUUGGUCAUUUUGUUAACCCUUACUAAGAUCAAAGAUUCCAAAGACAAGUAUCCCCUUAGUGUCCAAAAUAUCAAGCAUGGGUCCAAGUUGUAUGUCAACACUGAUAUUGUAGAAAUCCAACAAUUCCGUAAAAGUUUACGAGUGCCAUUUUAUGUUGGCGGAGUAACAAAUGAAGGAAGCGCUUCUCAGUCCCAGUAUAGCCAACAUUCCCAACGAAACUCAGUGGAAAAGUUCUUGCAUAAUGCUCAAAUGGUGAACUUAGGUGAAAUAAGUAGACUGAGACAGGAUUGUUACUGUUUGACCGUUGCUACGGUGGAUGAAGUGAUGAUUGAUACACCAUGGAGUUAUGAUAGUUGUCCCUAUUGUACUACAACAUUUGAUCCAUUAAAAAUAGGUGCAGUCUGUCGUUCGUGCCAGAACCAAGUUACUCACACCGUUCCAAGGUAUAAGUUAGUUGUCAAAAUGGAACAAAAUAGGGAGAAGGCUAACUUCCAUUUCUGGGAUGUGACGUGUAUCAAAAUCUUUGGUAAAAUGGCCGAUGAAUGUCAUCAACAGUUGAUUGCAAGUGGUGACGAGAUCAAGGUGUUCCCUCCGUGUGUGGAUGAAUUGUUGGGUAAGACCUGGGCUGUCAUAUUCAAGUACCAUUUUCAGAUGCGGCAAUCAUCUAUGUUGGAUGAUGAACCAAGUAUAGGGAAGUCACCAGCUGUUGGUGCUGAAACUUCAUCACAGGAUUACCAUCUUACGUCAGCUGAUUAUGAUCCUGGAAAGACUGUCUUUGUCACUCCUGCCAAAAGAAUGUGUGAUCAGCAAGACAGUAGUGAAUUUGAGUUUGACGAAUACACACCAUAUGAGCUAUUGACGAACAAGCAUAUGAAAGUUGAGUAA